AUGACCUCAACAGCAUCCAGAUGCUGCAGCAGACUGAGAGACUGCCCCAAACCCAAAGGCCUUCUAGCCUCUGUCAUCACUAAAGCUUUGAUGGGGUUGCUGCUGUUUGGAGUGGUGUGGUCAAUAACGGGACAGGAAUGUCUGCCCGGUGGAAAUCUCUUUGGCCUGGUUAUUCUGUUCCUGUCUGCUGUGUGUGGAGGGAAACUCGUUGGGAUGAUCCAGUUUCCUAAUCUGCCACCUUUCCCUCCGUUACUAGGUAUGCUGUUAGCUGGGCUGGUCUUGCGUAACGUCCCUUACGUGACAGAUGCAGUGUAUAUCGAUCAGACAUGGUCAUCAUCUUUGAGGAGCAUUGCUUUGGCCAUCAUACUGACUCGUGCCGGCCUAGGACUAAACCCAUCUGCUCUGAGGAGACUAAAAGCUGUGUGUGUAAGAGUGGCUAUAGGACCCUGUACCACAGAGGCUUGCACUGUAGCCGUGGUGUCGCAUUUCCUCAUGAACUUACCCUGGAUAUGGGGCUUCAUUCUAGGGUUUGUGCUGGCUGCCGUGUCUCCUGCAGUGGUGGUUCCCUCCAUGCUGCUGUUGCAGAAGGAUGGCUAUGGUGUUGAGAAGGGAAUUCCCACACUGCUGAUGGCUGCUGGCAGCUUUGAUGAUGUCCUGGCAAUCACCGGAUUCACCACCUGCUUGGGCGUGGCUUUUGGCACAGGCUCCACGUGGGUAAAUGUGGGUAAAGGGGUCCUUGAAGUGGUGGUGGGUAUUGUGGCUGGAGCAGUACUGGGAAUUCUCACUUACCUCUUCCCGAGCAGAGACCAGUCAGACCUUGUGUUUCGGCGUGUCUAUUUGCUUCUGGGUCUGGCGGUGUUUGCUGUUUUUGGGAGUCACGUAGCCGGGCUGGGUGGGGCUGGCGGACUCUGCACCCUCGUCCUUGCCUUCCUGUCCGGACUCAGCUGGGGAGAGGCCAAGGCUCCUGUGGCGGCACUAGUGGGAAGAGCGUGGGAUGUGUUUCAGCCAAUCCUGUUUGGACUUAUAGGAGCUGAGAUCACUGUGUCUACACUCAGCCCCAACACAGUGGGUUUGGGUACAGCUGCUCUAUUUGUUGGUUUGGUGAUCCGUGUUUUGGUUACUUUUAUCGUGGUGCUCUUUGCUGGAUUUAACCUCAAAGAAAAAAUCUUCAUAUCAUUAGCGUGGGUACCCAAAGCUACUGUGCAGGCAGCCAUAGGCUCCACUGCGCUGGACAUGGCUCGAAGCGUAGGGGACCCGCAGCUGGAGAAGUAUGGGAUGGAUGUGUUGACUGUGGCUGUGCUGGCUAUACUGAUUACUGCUCCUAUAGGGGCCCUGGCCAUUGGCCUUGCCGGACCCAGACUACUGCAGAAACACACCGAGAGAGAGGAGGGUUCCCAAAAAGAGGAUAAGCCGGAGGGUGUGUCUAUUCCAGAUGAGAAGGAGAAAACAAGUCUUGAGAGUAAAUUAUGAAGUGAACGAGACAGAGACCUGC
This is a messenger RNA of Chanos chanos (milkfish), 1492 nucleotides long. RefSeq names its product sodium/hydrogen exchanger 9B2. Lineage: Eukaryota; Metazoa; Chordata; Actinopteri; Gonorynchiformes; Chanidae. Bases 1 to 1470 code for a protein of 489 amino acids. The transcript has 11 exons. The record is from RefSeq and is a predicted model, not a curated record. Gene Ontology annotation, biological process: proton transmembrane transport. Gene Ontology annotation, molecular function: antiporter activity. Gene Ontology annotation, cellular component: membrane.